UUAUUUUCUUUUUUGACUUAUUUCGAUUUUUUUUGUUGUUAUCAAAAAAUUUUUUUUUCUAAAAAAAAUUCCAUGAUUUCAAGAUUAAGAUAAGAAUUGCAUCUACCAAUUCAAAACCAUGAAUUCUGGAACAUGUGUUCAACAUCCAAUUCAAUCUAUUGGCUCAAAAAAUCGACAUCAACAACAAAUAACAUCAAAUGGUAACAGAAGUGAUACAACUGAUGCUGGAUCAUCAUCCAAUAAUGGGGAAUCAUCAUCAUCACCAUCAUCAACUGAUUCAGAUUUUAAUUAUGAUAGAUUUUCUUUGGAUAAUUUCUACAAAUUAAUGAGAUUUGAACGUUUAAGAAUGGUUACCUAUAUUCUAUAUGAUCAUCAAUGGCCCAAAAUGGAUAUAAUUUCACCUGCUUCAUUGGCAAAAGCUGGAUUUUUCUAUUAUAAAGAUGAUAGUGUUUGUUGUGCAUUUUGUCGUGGAAAAGUUCGCAAUUGGGAAGAAGGAGAUUUGGCUAUGGAAGAACAUCGACGUCAUUUUCCUAAUUGUCAAUUCGUGCAAGGCAAACCUGUCGGCAAUGUUCCGAUCGAAUCAGAUCCCGAUAUCAACUGUAAUGAUUCAUCAAAAGUGUCAAAUUUCUAUAUCGAUAAUGAUCCCGGACAAGAACCAAUCAAAAUUAAUUAUAAUAAAUCAAUGACGCCUAAAUUUCCGCCAUUUAUUGAAAAGAACAAACGAGAAAUGACCUUUUCACAUGAAAAUUGGCCUACAACCGGUAAACCUGACAAAAAAUUGUUUAUUGAUGCUGGAUUCUUUUUCACUGGAAAAGGAGAUCGUACACGUUGCUACCAUUGUGGCGGUAAUCUAAUAAACUGGAAACCCGAAGAAAAUCCAAUGGAAGAGCAUGCAUUGUUUUUUCCUGAAUGUCCAUUCAUUAUCAGUAUUAUGGGAGCUGAUUAUUUAGAAUUCGUCAAAUUCAAAAAACAGAUAAUUGAAAUGCGCUCGAAAAUGGAAACACCUUAUGAAUCAAAAGCUUAUGAUAUAAAUUGUUUACGUAAAAUAUCUUUUGAAAAUUUUACAGCCAUGAAACAAGCUGCACGACGAAUAUUAAGCCGAUUGGGACAACCUAAACAUACACAGCAAACUUAUCAAGAAUAUUUGGAUAAAUUUUUCUUUUUUCUUGAUUGCAACAAAUUGUUUUAUUAUUUAUCACGAAUGAAUGUUCUACAAGCUUCAAGUCAAGAUGAUAUUAACAUUGAUGAUAAUGGCAUUGAUUCACCAUUACGAAAUUCAUCCAUAUUCUGUUUACCAGAAUCGAGCGAUAGCGAUUAUUCUAGCUCAAAUUCUGAUUGUGAAGAUAUUUUAUCACCAAAAUCUGAACGAGAAUCAUCAUUAUCAUCAUCAUUAUCGUUACUUUGUAACAAAAAUAGCAAAAACAAUCACUCUAGUCUAAUAUGUUUGAUAUGUUAUGAUAAAAUGAUACAAGUUGUAUUUCUACCAUGUGGACAUCAAAUGGCUUGUAUGAAAUGUGCAUCACAAUUAAAUACAUGUCCAAUAUGUCGUCAGAUUAUUACGGAUAAAGUUCGUACAUAUUUUGCACAUGUAGAUGAAUGAUGAAACAAAACAAAACAAAAAAUAUCUCUUUUUUUUCUCAUCAACAAUGAAUGAAUGAAUGAAUGAAUUAAUUAAUUAAUUAAUGAUUCACUUAAUCUCUUUUU
Dermatophagoides farinae (American house dust mite) is the source of this 1704-nucleotide messenger RNA. RefSeq names its product putative inhibitor of apoptosis. The record is from RefSeq and is a predicted model, not a curated record. Lineage: Eukaryota; Metazoa; Arthropoda; Arachnida; Sarcoptiformes; Pyroglyphidae.